Molecule: messenger RNA, 1377 nt
Organism: Ambispora leptoticha
Lineage: Eukaryota; Fungi; Glomeromycota; Glomeromycetes; Archaeosporales; Ambisporaceae
Source: the annotation of a GenBank genome assembly
AUGGCUUCUCGUCUAUUGUCUAAAGUCUUACGAGGCUCUUUUAGUCGUGGCUUAACAAGACAACUUGUGCGACCUUAUGCUUCAGAAGCAAGCCUAAAUCAGCCUAUAACGCGCAGUUCUCUCUUGCCGAAUGGGCUAACCGUAGCGACUGAAACGAACCCAUAUGCUCAAACUGCAACUGUUGGCAUCUGGAUUGAUGCCGGUAGCCGAGCGGAAAAUCCAAAAAAUAAUGGUGCCGCACAUUUCCUUGAACACAUGGCCUUCAAGGGAACUAAAUCUAGAUCACAACAUCAACUCGAAUUAUUUAUUGAAAAUAUUGGGGCACAUCUAAAUGCAUAUACUUCACGAGAACAAACAGUAUAUUACGCUAGAACUUUUAAAAAUGACGCUAAUACCGCAGUCGAAAUCUUAUCUGAUAUUCUUCAGAAUUCCACUUUGGACGAAAAAGCUAUUGAUCGUGAACGUGAUGUUAUUCUAAGAGAACAAGAAGAGGUUGAUAAAUUGCUUGAAGAAGUUGUGUUUGAUCAUUUGCAUGCUACGGCUUUUCAAGGACACUCAUUGGGUCGUACUAUACUUGGUCCUAAAGAAAAUAUUCUCUCAUUAAAAAGAACCGAUCUGCUCGAGUAUAUAGCAAAAAAUUAUACAUCAGAUCGAAUGGUAUUAGUUGGAACUGGAGGCGUGGAUCAUGAUGAACUUGUCAAAUUGGCAGAAAAACAUUUUUCAUCUCUUCCGACUUCACCAGAUCCAACGUCUCUUGGAGCACCGCGAGGCGAGAAACCACCAUUUACUGGUUCUGAAGUACGUGUGAGAAAUGAUGAAUUACCUCAAGCCCAUAUUGCAAUUGCCGUGGAAGGUGUUGGAUGGACAUCACCUGACUAUUACCCAUUGUUAGUUGCUCAAUCGAUUAUUGGCUCAUGGGAUAGAUCUUUAGGAUCAGCGCCACAUUUAUCAUCACGUCUCUCACAUAUAGUUCAUAAAAAUCAAUUAGCAAAUUCAUUUCAAGCAUUUAACACGAGUUAUAGUGAUACCGGAUUAUUUGGAAUUUAUCUCAUAUCAGAAAAUAAAGAACAAUUAGAUGAUUUAGUUCAUUUUACAUGCAAAGAAUUUUGGAGAUUGCAUACUUCCGUGACAGAAGCUGAAGUUGAACGUGCCAAACAACAAUUGAAAGCUUCGCUUUUAUUAAGUUUAGAUGGAACGACCGCGGUAGCCGAAGAUAUUGGUCGUCAACUGAUCACUACUGGUAAAAGAAACACUCCAAAGACAAUAGAAGAAAUUAUAUCGAAAAUUACUGUCGACGAUGUAAGAAGUGUGGCUGGUAAAUAUUUAUGGGACCAAGAUGUGGCGGUUGUUGGCGUAGGACCAGCCGACCAAGAAUAA